Messenger RNA from Perkinsus marinus ATCC 50983, 722 nucleotides. Its product is annotated as maf protein, putative. The transcript has 7 exons. The coding region runs from base 11 to 664 and encodes 217 amino acids. Gene Ontology annotation, molecular function: nucleoside triphosphate diphosphatase activity. The record is from RefSeq and is a predicted model, not a curated record. Lineage: Eukaryota; Perkinsozoa; Perkinsida; Perkinsidae.
UUCUUGGGAAAUGUCGGCUUUGAGGUUUCCUCUGCCGGAAGCAUCGACUAGGUUGAAGGAGUGGUUGAAAUAUAAUGAUGUAGUGUUGGGGAGUCAAUCACUGGGCAGGCGGAAGGUAUUGGAUAUGAGUGGCUCUCGAUACAUAGCGACUAUGGAUCCCGAUAUUGAUGAGAAAGCGUUUCGGAAAGAUUCACCUGAGGAAACAUGUGUUGCGGUCGCUUGCGGCAAGGCUGAUGUGCUGGAGCGUCAGUUGAAGGGUUUGGAUGUCGUUUUGUUAUGUGGGGAUCAGGUGGCAGUUUGUGAAGAUGAAUUGCGUGAGAAACCGGAAGGCUCAGAGGAAGCCAGAAGGUUUAUAAAGGACUACGCUCAGGGUAAGGGAGUUAUAACGUGGACAGCUAUUGUAGUGGUGGAUUGUCUGAAUGGCACAAGAGCAGUUGGAUGCCAUAAGGCGAUCACAUGGUUCAAUCCCAUCCGCGAGCAUUUCAUCGACGCGAUAGUCGCUGACCCACACAGUUUGGUGUAUCGUUGUGCCGGGAGUUUCUGUAUAGAUGAUGUUAUGGGACCAUUUGUGAGGAAAAUUGAAGGGGGAAGCGACAGUGUGAUGGGCCUUCCUCUUGGAAUGUUGGAGGAAUUAUUACUGGGCAAAAUUAGACCAUUUUUAUGAGUGAUUCUGGAUAAUUAUUUGCACGCACGCGCAAGUGUGGAAAUUGAUUUGACGGUUU